AAAUGCCACGACUGUAUCUCCGAGCCGAUAUUCUGUACCAAAUGCUGCCGGACGCGACAUGCACUGCUCCCAUUCCACCGGAUCAGCCAAUGGAAUGGGGAUUUCUUCGAGAGGACCACCCUGACAAAGAUAGGGGUUCAGAUUUACCUCGGCCACGCCGGACAACCAUGCCCUCACCACAACUGGGAAUGGGAGGACACGGAUGACAAGGGCCGGUCUGCGGCAGGAACAUUCUCCAAUGAUGCAUUCUGA
Suillus subalutaceus is the source of this 252-nucleotide messenger RNA. RefSeq lists its product as uncharacterized. The annotation marks the transcript as partial. The record is from RefSeq and is a predicted model, not a curated record. The transcript has a single exon. Lineage: Eukaryota; Fungi; Basidiomycota; Agaricomycetes; Boletales; Suillaceae.